UGACGUAAGGUUUCAGGAAUAAGGAAGUGCCCGUUGCUCAAGCUCAGCGCACACUUUCGAAGCUGUAAACGUGUUUAAUCGACAUGGAUGGAAAAUACCCGCAUUACCAGUUUAAAAGAAAGAAAUCCACAGUCGAAAUGCUCCAGUCGGAAGCAUCUUCCCGGGACACAGAGAAGAGGCUUCAGCCGACACUGUUCCCCCCCUUCUCCUGUCCACGGUCAGUGGUCCAUGCAGCAGCGUGGUGGAACGGAGAGCAGCUGCCUGCUGUGGAGAGUCUGUGGGCGUUUACACUGAGGUCUUCUCUGUCGUACCUGGAGGAGCAGCACUGGGACCCGGUUCCUGACCUUCCACUUCCAGCUGCAUUGGGACCUGCAGCACUGCAGUUUGCUGACCAGCGGGGGUGUGACCUUAGAGAAGAGGUGGCUCCCCUCCCUGAACCCGCUCCACCUUCUCCAAGAACUAUGUCCAGUCCAGAUCCUCUCAGACUUGGCUCCUCCCAGCAGUAUCUCUCAGUACAGACCGAACCGGCACCGCACACCUCUGACACACUGCUGUCCUCUCACGGGAGACAAAGGCAUGAUGGCAGAACAGCAUCACUCACCAAAAGACAGUGGGUGCCCCCCCUCAGCCGAGAGGAGGCAGUGUCACUAGCAAGAUACUCAAGUGUUGGGGGAAGAGAGCAAGUUGAAGAGGCUGGUCCAUUCAAAAGACAGCUUCUCACAAACCAGGUGAAGGACAGUAAAGAUAAAGGGGAGGUGGUGAAGGAGAAAGACGAGGAGCUGGGGAGUGUCAGAGGAGAUGUAGGGGCAGUAGCAGGCGGAGGAAGGCUGCAGAGCUGCCCUAUGUGCCUGCUGGUGUUUCCUGUUGGAUUCACCCAGAUGGACUGUGACGGCCACCUGGCCCAGUGUCUGUCGCAGAGGAACGUGGACGUGACCUGGUGAGGCCACAGGUGGCCACGCUGGCCGCCGUCCAGGAGCUCCAAGCAGCCCAGACCUGUAUCCCAUGCUCUCCAGGAUCACAUUGUAUGGCGAACACACCCAGAGAGGAGCUCCCACAGGGAGCGCUCACUAUUCAGAGAGGGUCUGAAAGCUUACACUGGCUGCUCACUGACAGCAGCACUCCUGCUGGAUAAAAAACUGAUGUACUUUUUUUUUUUUUUAUCAUUUUGCACCAGAUGUACUUUUUAAAAGCUGUAAUCUUCUCUCAGAGAGCCCUGCUGUCAUAUUUCAAUUAAUCCCCUUGAGGUACCAGAUCCCUGUAGAUUUGGCUCCACCUGAGUGUUGUCCACUUGGCCUCUGGUGCUUUCGGCUCCAGCUGGUCGAGUGGAUCUCCGAACUAAAAUGACAGUUUAACCUGCCUCAUCCUCUGAACCAGGCCACAUCCUCCUCAGAGAGCUGCUGUCAUUAAAAUACACUGGACUGAUCCUGUUGUUGAGAUGGUUUCUAAAUGCUGUUGCGAAGUGUACAGAGAACAGAGCUGUAGUAGGAACAUAGUUCCAACCUUUGCUCCGCAUGAAGACGCAGGUGGAGGCCUUGCAAACAUCUCCACAGCUCGUUCAAUGCUGGACCAUGUGCAGCCUCUUUCAGUCCCGGUGUCACAGUGAGCUGGUCGUUAAUGUUUGUAUGUGUCAGUACCCAUGUUCAUCUGUGACCUUUAGAGCUGACCCCCCACCGCCUUUUUUACUGAGCUAUGCUUAACCCAUCCCGACUCCAGCUCUGAAGUGACAGACUGAUUCUCUGACCUUCUCAUCCCGCUCUCAGAAAAUAUGUUGAACUUUUGAAUGAGUUGAAAUGAUAUUUAAAAAAACAUUUGAACUGAAUCACAAAUGAUCUCUGAGGAGUUCUGGCUCGUCUUCACCACCCAAAACAUUCAUGUUAUUGCAUCUGAAAAACAAAACAAAAAAACAUUCACACAAAGCGUGAAUUCUAAUCUAAAAUAAAUUCAAAGUAAUCCUUCA
Molecule: messenger RNA, 1957 nt
Organism: Scophthalmus maximus (turbot)
Lineage: Eukaryota; Metazoa; Chordata; Actinopteri; Pleuronectiformes; Scophthalmidae
Exons: 4
Coding region: 84-941 (285 amino acids)
Molecular function (GO): ubiquitin binding
Source: RefSeq, a predicted model, not a curated record